AUGAUGUUUGGUAAUUUGAGAGAAAAAUUGCACAACGUCGUUCAAGAAGGACUGUCAGCAAGCUUAAGAGGAUUGUCUGUGAAUGAAGUUAUUGUUGCACAGUCUCCUAGUGAACAUCCUGUUAAUUAUGAUGCUGGUGCGGAUCUAUUGCAUAAAUAUCAGACUGAAUGGAAUCAGCUGCACUUAUUAGCCGAAGACAAUGCCCAUAAAGCUGAGGAAGUCAAUGAAAUGAUUAGUCUUCUACAUCAUCAAAUGAGUGAACAGUGGAAAAAAAUGGAUACAAUCACAUCGUGCAUGGAUUCAAUGCCACAAUUAGUAAAGAGUAUUGAAAAUGCCAUGAAAGACAUGGAAAACAUUAAAUUAUUGAUAAAUGAUGUGGAACACCAGCUGUUGAAGCUAGAUGAUGUAGUCGAGGAACAGGAACUUCAAGAACAGAUGUUGAACGAGCGGUUUCAAUUGGCUGUUUACCGAUCAAAAAAACUUAAAGAAUUAGAAAAAAUUAGUGGUGAGUUAGAAGCUGAUCACAAAGAGAAAGUAACAGAUUUAGAACAAAAGAUAAACAUCAAACUCAAAGAAAGACAGGAAAUUUUCAACCAAGUAUUUCAACAAGAUAUGCGACAGUAUAUUAUAUCAGGCAUGAUUCCCGUGAUGAAGAGUUCAAGCAAUGGUGGACGUGAUGAAGUUUCACUUGAAGACAUCGAAAUAGAGGACGACACAGAUGCACUAGACGAACUUCUAAAUUCUUGA
Macrosiphum euphorbiae (potato aphid) is the source of this 747-nucleotide messenger RNA. The record is from the annotation of a GenBank genome assembly. NCBI's taxonomy places the organism in Eukaryota, Metazoa, Arthropoda, Insecta, Hemiptera, Aphididae.